CAGACUGGACAUUCCUAAACCAUGGGCUGCGAGCGUCGUGCUAGGGCUGAAGGGCUGCAAAGGUUGUGGACAGCUCCCAGUACCGAAAAACGGAGGGGUUUGCCCCGGGGUGACUCUGCCUGAGUCACCGUUCUACCCUUGCCUCCUUCUGGCAAUUCCUCCUGUCGAGACAGACCCAGAUUGGGCCUCUCAUACUUUAGGAGUGUUCAUCUGCUUAAAUUGUUCGGGGAUCCACCGCAACAUCCCGCACAUCAGUAAAGUGAAAUCAGUCUGCUUGGAUGAGUGGGACAGCGCCCAGGUUGAGUUCAUGGCUUCUAAGGGAAACAAUGCACAGAAAGCACACUACGAAUCGAAAAUCCCGCCCUUUUUUUACAAGCCGACUUUUUCCGACUGCCUGCUGCUACGAGAACAGUGGAUCAGAGCCAAAUAUGAAAGGAAGGAGUUCAUUGACGUUGAGAAACAAGAACCGUAUUCUGCAGGGUAUCGGGAAGGAUUCCUUUGGAAGAGAGGCCGCGACAACGGGCAGUUCUUGAGCAGAAAAUUUGUCCUCUCCGAGCGGGAACGUGCCCUGAAAUAUUUCAACAAAAACGAUGCGAAAGAACCCAAAGCCAUUAUGAAGAUAGAGCACUUAAACGCCACUUUCCAGCCGGCGAAAAUUGGGAACCCGCACGGAUUGCAGAUCACGUACUUGAAAGACAACAGCACAAGAAACAUCUUCGUUUACCAUGAAGAUGGCAAGGAAAUGGUGGACUGGUUCAAUGCCAUCCGCGCUGCCCGAUUCCACUACUUGCAGGUGGCGUUCCCUGGAGCGAGUGAUAUUGAUCUGGUACCGAAGCUUUCUAGGAACUACCUGAAGGAAGGUUACAUGGAGAAAACGGGGCCGAAGCAAACCGAAGGCUUUAAGAAACGCUGGUUCACCAUGGAUGACCGGAGGCUGAUGUACUUCAAAGAUCCCCUAGAUGCUUUUGCCCGGGGGGAAGUCUUCAUUGGAAGCAAAGAAAACAGCUACAAGGUCUUAGAAGGUCUCCCGCCCUCCAUCCAAGGGAAUCACUGGCAGCACGGAAUAACCAUCGUGACGCCCGAUCGGAAGUUUCUUUUUGCCUGCGAGACGGAGAGCGAUCGGAAGGAGUGGAUUGCAGCUUUCCAGCAAGUUAUCAGCCGUCCGAUGUUGCCACAGGAAUAUGCAGUGGAAGCCCAUUUCAAACACAAGCCGUAGUGAAGUGGAAUCCGGAACCUGGGAAGCGAGAAUCUGUUUACAAGACACAAAAGACCUUGUUUGUUACCAGUGAUGACAUUUCAGUGAAUCACAUUGGACCGCAAGAGGGGAGGGAGGUGCUAACUACCGAGUCACUUGCCAAGGAUUAAGGCCUCGCAAUGCCAAAAUAGACAUUUUUAGAAGCGUUGAAUUCCAUCAGCCGGAGAAGCCUUGGGCUCUCUGGGACGGUCACCAUGCCGGAGGGAGGGAGGGGGAAAUGUUGCCUUUGAACAAGUUGAUUCCGUGCCUUUUACUCCAUCGUGUAAGGAAUGUAAUUUGGAGGCCAGGAGAUUGAGACCUGUUCUCCUGCAAGAUGAACCCCGGCUCCUUUUCUCCGUGUAUUUGACUAACCGGUAAGGUGAGUGCUCUCUCUCUCUCUCUCAUCCAGAAGUCAUUUUCUCAACACUUCAACCAUCUUCAGCGACCAAGACUACAUUUUUAGAAGAUGGCAGCCGUUCUCUGGACAGAAUCUUGAAAACGCCCAUGGAGGGAAGUCCUUGGUUCAUUGUAGAUCUUCACUCUGUUUGGCUCGACGAGAAGAAAGCAGUAUGAGGCCGAAAGGGUGUCAUGCAUUGUGCUGAAGCUUCAGGAGAAGACCAGCUUCUUCUGGCUAUCGUAUCCCAUGAGAGUUAUCCAUCAGUACCACUGUUUCCCUGACUAUUAAUGUCCAUGCUUUUCACUUACUCGCCUCUGAUCUUCUCAUGGUGCCUCAAGAGCUGAGGGAGAAGGUCUGUGCCUCUAGGACGAAUAGAUGGCCUUCUUCGUGAUGUUUGGGCAUUAGGGACUGGUCAAAGAAGAUGCCCAAGGGAGAGGUUUAUGCUGAACUUUAUUAUAACCAAGGGUGGUUCUGGGUUAGGUUUAGGCAAACUCUGGCUGGCAAACCGAAGCACUCUUCCCAUAAGUAGGAAAAGGGAUCAUCCUAUGCUACAAGCAAGGCAGUGCCUUGCUCUGUAAAUUUUGGGGAAAGUGAAUGCAUUUAUACAUCAGUCAUGAUCUCCCCGAAUCCAGAAUUGAGCUGCCCUGUUCACUAGCUGCCAAGGGUGAGAGCACAAGACUGGGAGCACAAGCAAGGUGCACGUUUAUCCGUGGUCUCUUCCUGGUAGAACACGUUUCCUAAAAAUCUGUCCAUGCAUUUCCAUGUCAUGUUAUCACAUUGCUAUGAAGUCAGAUUAGAGCGAAGAGCAGGGUUCCUGAUCGUGCUCCGAACUUUGGCAAGUCAAAAAUCAAAACCCGGGCUUGGCAAAGUGACCUUUCUGGAACGGAUUUGGAGGGCUGCACUGCCAAAGGUCACAGGGUUGACACCCCCCCCGGGGCUUUCUGAGCAACAAGGACCCCUCCAGUUCUAUCCAGGCUUUGCUGUGCCUCUAGGGGCAGCCCUCACAGUAUCUAGGAGGGAAAUUGACUUUCCCAGGAACAAUAAAUGGUUACAAGC
Pogona vitticeps (central bearded dragon) is the source of this 2687-nucleotide messenger RNA. RefSeq names its product ArfGAP with dual PH domains 1 (gene ADAP1). Gene Ontology annotation, molecular function: GTPase activator activity; phosphatidylinositol bisphosphate binding; phosphatidylinositol-3,4,5-trisphosphate binding. NCBI's taxonomy places the organism in Eukaryota, Metazoa, Chordata, Lepidosauria, Squamata, Agamidae. Gene Ontology annotation, cellular component: cytoplasm; plasma membrane; intracellular membrane-bounded organelle. Gene Ontology annotation, biological process: positive regulation of GTPase activity. The record is from RefSeq and is a predicted model, not a curated record.